GGAACAAUACAAUAAAACGUCUGGAUCCGACGCUCCGGCUCUUCCUUUCCGCCAUUAUUCGAUACGACUCACGAAUGAGAAGUUCGCAUCGAAAGUCGCGUAAAUAACAAUCGGAAUAAUACAAAAAAGGUCGUUUUCCAGUUUCCACGUGCGUGUGUGAAACACUUUAAAUAAAAAUUAACUUGUUCAGCGUAUCGCGUUAUUUCUACAGCAGUUUUGUGCUUUGAUAGGCAAUAUUGUUCCAACAAAACUACAUUAGAUUUGUGUUUUAUUUUAUCUUAUAAAUUAUCCUAUUUUCUCAAUAUAGAUGGCAAUACCAGAAGAUUUGGUGGACGACCAGUCCCUUAAAAUUGAUGUAAACAUGUUUGAUUGGAAUAAAUAUCUUGCUGCAAGAAAUGCAAAAGAGGUGCCUCAAGAUUUUUUUCAUCAUAUUUGUAAGAGUGAACUGAAUGGAAUUGAAAUUGGCUCGGUGGUGGAAAUUGAAAAUGAAGAUCAAAGUGGAUAUUGGUUUGCUAGUGUGUGUUCAACAGAGGGCAUUUCAAUAAAUUUGCGUUAUUUUGGUGAUAACAAUGAUCAACACUCCUUUUCGUUAAAAGUAACGUCCCCACGCAUUCAUUCGUUAAACUGGGGAAGCGAAAAUAAUAAAAAACUGAUACCUCCUUAUCCUGAUAGAUUUUCACUUUAUAAACCAGAAGUUGUUAAAGAAAAAGUUCAAGAUUGUGAGCUUGUUGUAUCAAGUGCUGUAUUACAAAUGGGAGGUGCUCCAAUUCAUAAUAUAUUCAAGUGUGGCAUGUUUGUAGAAGUUCAAGAUAGAGAAUACCCUUAUCGUGUUUGGAUUUCAAAAGUGCUUAGAAAUGUGGGAGGAAGGUUAUUUUUACAAAUGCAAGGAAUAAAUAGCCCUGAAGAGAAACCAUUUUGGUUAUUUUAUUUAAAUGAACGUGUUUUUCCAUUCGGAUGGGCAGAACAAAAAGGACUUCCAUGGAGAGUAAUGAAUUUCGAUGCUAGUUUAGAAAAUUCUAUCGAUUCUAGUGUAUUACUGAAUGUGUUAAAGCCAAAGACACCAGAACAACACAGUUUUAAAGUUGGAGAAAUGUUGGAAGUAAUAAACCCUUAUUCAAUGAUGGUAUUUUAUGUUGCUACAAUUGUUAAAAUUUAUGAUAACCGUUAUUUUAAAGUUGAAGUGGAUAAUGAAAUUGAAAAAGACAAACGUAUCUGUUUUGUGGCUACAAAAGGAAAUCCUUAUUUAUUUCAUGCAGGUUGGGCAAGCGAACACAAAUUUUUGCUAAAAACUCCGACUGAUUGGAAUAAACCAUUCAAAUUUUCUUGGUCAAAAUAUUUGAUAGAAAAGAAAGCCAACUUUGCUGCUGUAAAUAAUUUAUGCAGGAAAAAGAUUACCAAUGUUCAUAGGGGUAUGAAAUUAGAAGCUGUUGAUCCUUUGAAUACUGAUUGUAUUCGUGUCGCUACAGUUAAAGGAUUUGCUGACCAUUGGAUGUUGUUGUCUUUUGAUCGGACGAGUUGUUGUCAAGAAUUACUCCAUCUACGUUCAGUUUAUUCAGAUGAAGUUUUUCCAGCUGGUUGGUGUAACAAACACAAUUAUUCUUUGAGCGUUCCAAAGCUUCCGUACAAUGAUUCUAAAGAUUUUGAACAUUGUUAUUAUUCAUCGGAUAUUGAUAUAGACUUCAGUCAGUCAGACCAAGAUAAUUUAACAAAAUAUCCAGAUUAUUUAAAAGGAGAAAUCUUUUAUCACUUCUGCAAAAGAGAGAAAAAAAGUUUUGAUGAUGGUUUUGAAGAAAAAGAAGAAGAAAAUAAUGAAGAUGAAAUUAAGUCUGAAGAUUCUGAUUUUGAUUCCAAUGAUAAUGUACCUAUAACUUCAGAAAUAGAGAUUAAACAAGAUAGUGAUGAUGAAUGUGAUGAUGGUUUAAUUUUAGACACUAAAAGUGAACCUGAAUUAGAUGAAGAAUUUCAUGAUGCAUUAUACAUUGAUGAAAAAAAUAAUACUAAAACAGAGGAAGUUGAUAUUAAACCAAAAGAAGUUGAUAUUAAACCAGAAGAAGUUGAGAUUAAACCAAAAGAUGAUAUUAAACCAGAAGAAGAUGAUAUUAAACCAGAAGAAGUAGAUUUUAAAACAGAAGAAGAUGAUAUUCAACUAGGAGAAGUUCAUAAUAAACCUGAAAAAAAGAAAAGUGCAAAAGUGGUUAACCCAAAAAAAAAUAAAAAAGUUAAUCAUAUUGAAAAAACAAUAGAAAAUGUAGUUAGAAAUUCUUCAAAUAUGUUUUCUAAAAAUAAAUAUGAAAUUAAAAUUUAUUUUAACAAAGAUUGUUAUUCUGGCGGACAUGUAGUAAAGAAGAAAAUUCCACAAUUACCAGAUAGUAUUGGUCCUGGUCCUGUAUCCUCAAUACUACGGGAAGCAAUAACCCUAUUUGUUGAUUUAGAUUAUUUUCCUUGUAGUGCAUUAAAAAAAAUAAAAAAAAUUCAAAACAUGUUAUUCAACGGGCCUGGCGGUGUUGAAAUGUGGAUUACCACCUCUGUAAUGAAAAAAACUCGCAGUAGUUCCACCGAGUGUCUUCUUCUUCCUGAAUCUAAGAAGAAGGCUAAAAAAUAUUGUUCUGCUCUUUGUAAUCUAUCUGGCAUGUGUGAAUUCUUUAUGACCACUGAAGAUACAGAGUGUCCUCAUGGUUGUAAUAUAACACAAGAUAAAAUACCACCGUCAAAACUUGAAAUCAAUACUGUGCCUUUAAGUAAGAAAACAAAAAAAAAUAAGCAUCGAAUUGGUGUUGGUGCUGUAAGAUCUAACAAUAUCUCACACGAUAAAACAACUCACUCAAAAAUUUCUAGAGUUGCUAACAAACUAUUAGAUCGGUCAAAUAAACCUUUAGUUGCAAGGUAUAAGCAUUAUAUGGGGAGUAUAAUGGAUUUAGAAACACAUGUAUUACGAUUAAACAAGUGCCCAACUGAACUGGAAUCAUCAAUUAUAACUGAAAUUAUAGCAAAAAAAAAUAGGCUUAAGAUUAUGGAUAAAAUGGAAGUGUUCAGCAAUACUAAAUCCAAAGUUGAAACCAUUGAAGAAAAACUAUUCGUCUUUAAAGAUGAUUGGAAAACAAGUUUUGAAAACUAUUAUCGCCAAAAUCCACGAUUUAAGAAGUUUAAAAUUGAUAUCGGACGAUUAGAACAUAUUAAGGUCACGUCCAAUCCAAAAUCUUGGUCUCCUAGGGAUGUUUAUAAAUAUUUGUCUAAUGAUUUGUAUUGUCGUGAUAUUGGACUAGUGCUAUAUACUGAGGAAGUUGAUGGUAUAGCAUUUAUGAUGUUAAAUGAAGAACAACUUCUAUUGCGGUUACGAUGUACAAUAAAUUUAGCAAUAAGAGUAUUGUGUCACAUAGCUGAGGUGAAAUACGUUUGUUUGACAGAAUAUUGUAAAGAAACAAUUGAGAAGGCGGAGAAGAUUGGAGAAGGCGUUGACCAAUUCUACUUCAAUAUCUUUAGUAAACUAUUUGAAUUGAUGUUAAUUGUCUGCCGUUAUCCGAUUUCAAAACACAUGGAAUUCCAAAUCUUGCAAAUAUACUAA
This is a messenger RNA of Myzus persicae (green peach aphid), 3562 nucleotides long. RefSeq names its product scm-like with four MBT domains protein 1. The coding region runs from base 308 to 3562 and encodes 1084 amino acids. Gene Ontology annotation, biological process: regulation of DNA-templated transcription. The record is from RefSeq and is a predicted model, not a curated record. Lineage: Eukaryota; Metazoa; Arthropoda; Insecta; Hemiptera; Aphididae. The transcript is spliced from 17 exons. Gene Ontology annotation, cellular component: nucleus.